CGUAAAGCACUUCGGCGUUCUGACUGCCGUAGAGUCGGGGGCUAACGGGCAAUACCGAUUAAUUUGACAAAAAGGGGGGUGAUUUCUAUUUAUUUUAGUGGUUUGAGAACAGUCGGCUGAGAUGGCGGAAAAAUUUGACAACCUGGAGGAGCACCUGGAGAAAUUUAUCGAGAACAUUCGACAGUUGGGGAUCAUCGUCAGCGACUUCCAGCCCAGCAGCCAGACGGGGCUCAACCAGAAACUAAACUUCAUGAUAUCCGGUCUGCAGGACAUCGAGAAGUGCCGUCAGCAGCUCCACGAGAUCAACGUCCCGCUGGAGGUGUUUGAAUACAUCGACCAAGGUCGAAACCCUCAGCUGUACACCAAGGAAUGUCUGGAGAGGGCCUUGGCGAGGAACGAGCAGGUCAAAGGGAAGAUCGACACCAUGACGAAAUUCAAGAGCCUCCUGAUCUCCGAGCUGGGCAAAGUCUUCCCAGAGGAGAUGGUGAAGUAUAAGGCGAUCCACGGAGAGGACGCCCCCUCCUAGUGAGCAGCACCACGCCACCCCUCUGACCGGCAGUCUGUGACCCAUGAAUUAAAAGCCUCAAUGGAGUUUGACCAAGAAAAACCCAAUUAUUGGUUUUCAUAAAUAUUGUGAUGCUGUUGUUUUGAUUACGUACGCUGAGGGGGAGGAGGAGGUUUAAAUUUCCGCUCGGCGCCGUGACUCAGCCAAUCCGGUCCUUUCUCUCCAUUUUAAACUUUUUAAUUUAAAGGAAACGUAAAUCAAUACUCCAGUACAUGAGAAGAGGAGGGGAAAUAAUAUUCAGCAGCGGGUUGUUGUGUUGUUGCCAAGAGACGCAUUUUAGUUUUAAUGUCCACCCGUUGAUGCAUGGGCACUCGGUGGGCGCGGCAGAGACUCUGCAUUUACUCCAUCAGAUGUACAUACAGUAUAUUUAUACUCUUUACCUUUUGUAAUGCUUCCUAAUCAUUGUGCAGCCUGCAUUUGUACCACGACACGGUUCAUGACUAUUUGUAUCGAGCUCAGGUUUCUAAACGGCCACGAUAAUUGAAUGCAAACGCUCUUUGAUGGUAAUUCUGUGCCUGAUGGCUUGACGUGGUCAGAAAUUACUCUUUAUUUGUAACUUGUUUGUAUUAUAAUACUUUUUUUUUGUUUUGUUAUUAAAUGAUCCUUGUUGGACUGGU
Messenger RNA from Cyclopterus lumpus (lumpfish), 1182 nucleotides. RefSeq names its product mediator complex subunit 10 (gene med10). Gene Ontology annotation, cellular component: mediator complex; chromatin. The transcript has 4 exons. Gene Ontology annotation, molecular function: transcription coregulator activity. Lineage: Eukaryota; Metazoa; Chordata; Actinopteri; Perciformes; Cyclopteridae. The record is from RefSeq and is a predicted model, not a curated record. Gene Ontology annotation, biological process: positive regulation of transcription by RNA polymerase II. Bases 122 to 526 code for a protein of 134 amino acids.